GUCAGCGCAGAAACCCAGAGAGACCCUCCGGUCCCGGAGCAGACUCUUCACAGCCGCCGAAGACGAAAGAAACUCUGAGUCCUUGGCGAGUCCUUGGCGAGUCCUUGGUGAAUCCUUGGCGAGUCCUUGGCGAGUCCUUGGUGAAUCCUUGGUGAAUCCUUGGUGAAUCCUUGGCGAGUCCUUGGCGAGAGUCCUUGGCAAGUCCUUGGCGAGUCCUUGGUGAAUCCUUGGCGAGUCCUUGGUGAAUCCUUGGCGAGUCCUUGGCGAGUCCUUGGUGAGUCCUUGGUGAAUCCUUGGCGAGUCCUUGGUGAAUCCUUGGCGAGUCCUUGGCGAGUCCUUGGUGAAUCCUUGGCGAGUCCUCGGCGAUUACAGACAGACGGACGGCGAGAUGAAGGAACGCUCGGAGACUCGAGUCCGGCAAAGCAGCGGAGAUGACUUCAGAGGAACCUGAACCCAACGAUUUGGUUCCCUACGCAAGAUUUCAGCGACUGUGUUUUACGACAAUUUUGUUCACGAUGGGACUUAGCCAAGUCUCCAACGUCACUCCAGACAUUGCUUCGGCGGCAGCAUCAGCGGUAGCGAGCAUCAUUCCCAACGCCUCCGGCACGUUUCCCACAUCGUCCCUCAGUCCGCCAUCCUGCAGCAUCGACGAAUCCUACAAGUACGUCUUCCUGCCAGUCUGCUACUCGCUGACCUUCGUCUUCAGCCUCACGCUCAACUCGGUGGUUCUGCUGCGCUCCUGCGCCGGCGGUGGAGGCGGCGGGAACGGUAGCGGCGCACGGCGCUGGAACACGUCGUUGAUCUACAUGGUGAACCUGGCCACCACCGACCUGAUGUACGGCCUGUCGCUGCCCUUUCUAGUGGCCAGCUACGUGCUGCGGGACAGCUGGGUGUUCGGGGACUUUAUGUGUCGACUUGUCCGCUUCCUCUUCUACUUCAACCUCUACUGCUCCAUCUUCUUCCUCACCUGCAUCUCCGUGCACAGGUACUUGGGCAUCUGCCACCCGAUGAGGACGAUCACUCUGGAGAGCAAGCGCGUGGUGAAGGGGACUUGUGCAUUGGUGUGGAUCAUCGUCUUCAUCCUCACCUGCCCCAUCUUCAGGUUCGCCCAGACGGGAUACGUCCGGCGAGGCGGGGGUAGCGGCGCCGAUGAUGUUCCUGUGGUUCCUGGCGAGGAGAGGGAAGGCGGGAACAGCUCUGGAUCUCAGACGGUUGACGAGGGAGGAUACACGAACUGCUGGGAUGACGCCAUCGACAAGGAGUUUGCCGACUACGUUCCGUACGGUAUCGUCCUCCACGUGCUGGGCUUCUUUGUGCCAUUCGUCAUCAUCGCCUGGUGCUACUCCCAGGUCGUCAGGACGAUAUUUCGGUCGCUGCGCUCACCGCCAAGUUCCCUCGAAGGCGGCGAAGUUGGCGAGGAUGGCCCGGCGGGCGCUGACGGUAUGACCGAAGGAGUCAGAGACCGUUCGAGAACAUCGGUGUCCAUCUCCGGAUCGCAGUACUCGCACUACAUCCGGCGACGGCGGAAGUCCAUAAAAACCAUCGUGACGAUCACGCUGCUGUUUGCGCUCUGCUUCUUGCCGUUCCACGUGACGCGAACGCUGUUCCUGUUGCUGCGGCGAGGCCGGCUCGGCAGCUGCGCCGUCAUGAAGACGGUCUCCAUCUGCUACAAAGUCACGCGGCCGCUGGCGUCCUGCAACGCCUGGCUCAACGCCCUCCUGUACUUCCUGACGGGGGAUAAGGGCGCCCCCUGGUGCGGGCCGGCAGAACGCAGCGUCCGCAGAGACCGCCGCAGCGGCUCCCUCUGGUGGCCGCUCAAGAUCCUGAAAAAAGAGGAUGACCACGAAACGCCCGAGAAGAUUGAAAGAGCGGUGCACACGGAGAACGAGUCCAAGUCUUCAAGGGUCAUCUUCUAGAAGGUUUUUAGAGCCGGUUUCUUUUUGAGAGACUUUAAACAAAUCCAGCUGUUGAAGUGGAGAUUUCUGAGAACUAAAACCUUAAAAAGGUCCCAUGGCAUGAAAAUGUUACUUUAUGAGGGUUUUUAACAUUAAUAUGAGG
This is a messenger RNA of Perca fluviatilis (European perch), 2058 nucleotides long. RefSeq names its product P2Y purinoceptor 6. Gene Ontology annotation, cellular component: membrane. Lineage: Eukaryota; Metazoa; Chordata; Actinopteri; Perciformes; Percidae. The record is from RefSeq and is a predicted model, not a curated record. Gene Ontology annotation, molecular function: G protein-coupled receptor activity; oxysterol binding. Gene Ontology annotation, biological process: G protein-coupled receptor signaling pathway. The transcript has 4 exons. Bases 432 to 1916 code for a protein of 494 amino acids.